Molecule: messenger RNA, 1566 nt
Organism: Pteropus alecto (black flying fox)
Lineage: Eukaryota; Metazoa; Chordata; Mammalia; Chiroptera; Pteropodidae
Gene: TMEM242
Product: transmembrane protein 242
Exons: 4
Coding region: 97-507 (136 amino acids)
Source: RefSeq, a predicted model, not a curated record
UGGAACAGGGGUGAGAGCGGAACCUUUCUCCUCCGCCUCGCUCUCACUCCACCCGGGCCCAGUGGAUGCCGGACGCAGUCGCGGAGGCUAAUAAACAUGGAGGCCGCGGGCGCUGGCGAUGGGGAACGGUCCUCAGGGUUGGAGGCUCCGGGAUCCACCGACGACCGGCUUUUCCUGGUUAAAGGUGGAAUUUUCCUUGGUACUGUUGCUGCAGCGGGAAUGCUAGCCGGAUUUGUUACAACAUUAUCAUUAGCUAAAAAGAAAAGUCCUGAAUGGUUCAAUAAGGGAAGCGUGGCCACCGCCGCCCUCCCGGAGAGCGGGUCUUCGCUUGCCUUGCGAGCCCUGGGGUGGGGCUCGCUGUGUGCCUGGUGCGGGGUUGGCGUGAUCAGCUUUGCAGUCUGGAAAGCACUGGGAGUUCACAGUAUUGUUUCAUGGUGGCCACUUCUGAGUGAUCUGCAGGGGGUUCUGAAAUGCGGCCAAGACGUUUCCCUCCGCGUCCUUGCCUAAUCUAAUCCCAGUGCUCCCAGGGAUCGUGACCAGCUUCUGCCCCAGGAAGCAAGCUUUGAUUUCUCAUUCUGAUUGCAUAUGUCAGCAGACCCAGCCCCGCUUCCUCUUCCCGAUAGUACUUACGGGAAGGCCCAGAACAGUCAUCACGGUCUCGCAGAGAUGGUCCAUCUGUCAAGCUCUGAGCCUUCAAACAGCCAAAGCAUUGAGGAAUAUUUUCCUGGAAUCAUUUUUAAAUUAACUGGAAGUGGCACUGUGCAUCAGUUAGAUUCAGGUCCGAGGUGACAAGAACAUCUCUGUAACCCUUACUUCCCAUUCCAUUGCAGCUCUAAUGGGCUUGGCAGCCCGGUGGUGAGAGGCACAUGUGGAGGAGCAAUUUGAUGACAGAGGGACAGGACAGCAUCAGUUUAAAAGGAGAGAUAAUGACCAGUGCACUUUUUCCCUAAGCCAAGGGGCAGGGAAUCAGCUGUUUUGGCAUGUUGCCAAGAUAGCUCUUUAAAAACCCGUCAGUUUUCUUUUAUAAAUAAAAUAAGGCCCCAGGCAAUUUAUAAAGGAAGAAUGUGCAACAAUUACUAGAAAGAUAAGCUCUUCAAUAAAAGCCUCCUUAUUCCGAGGCCUGACACAAAUCAGGCUUAAUCACCCCCGGAAUGUUCCCAGCCUUAUUGCACUGGAGGAAAGAUAUCCUUGAUUUCACUUGGCUUCUCAUGUUCUCUGUCCUUAUUUCUUACGCUGAGCACAGAAAAUUGGACUCACAUGAGCAGAUCUCUCUAUAAAGCAUUGUGGCGUGAAGACCUGAUAGCAUGUGCUUUCCCCUAAGCUCUGUUUUAAAAGCUUUGUCUUACCUAGUAUCGGUUAGUCACUUAUGAAUAUCUAAAACUAUGAAAAUAUAUGUGUUGAUAUAUUUACAUAUUAUUCAUUUACCCAUAUAUCAGAAAAUGGAAGCGUUCUCUCAAAUUGAAUUUUACUGACUGAAAUAUUUCUAACAAGUAUAGGAAGAAAAUUUUUUUAAUGUGCUAUGUAUAUUUCCACAAUGUGAACUGUGCUGAACACAAUUUCUUGUUU